AUGGCGUCCAGCCCACCUGUUCUUCCGUUGAAAAGUCACCGCCUCAGUCCCUUGCUGUCAGAUCGAGUUCAGAAGUAUGAGAGUGGGGAGGUCGGUGCUAUGGGCAGGGAUGAGUGUGAGAGGGAUGAUGGUAUGAGGACGCGGAGGUUCGAUGGUCAUUUUGAGAGGAAAGAACAGGGGUUAGUGGAAGAGCAAGGGCAGGAUCAGGAACAAGGAGAAACAGAGAAGGUGGGUUCGUCGACGUACACGGCGUGUGGUGGUAUCUACACCGUCAACGACAACAAUGCCAACAACACGGCAGCCAGCUCACCUUCCAGCACCGUCGCAGAUUCUCCACUACACCCAGUAGGCGUACCAGCAUCUCGGCCGUGGAGUUUCGUCGAAGGUGCUAGUGAUGAAGUCAGUGUGGCGGAACUGCCUUCAAACACUCAUGAAGACAGGGAAAGCCAGAUGGCUGUUCAGUACGAGUAUGCGAAUCAGCGCAUGGCAGAAGAACAGAGAGCAUGCAUCACACAGCAAGAGAUGGACGAAGCACGGUCGUAUUGGUCCUCUGCCAUGGCGCAAAUGAAUGAGGCUGUUGAUCACGUGUUGGGGGAUGAUCAGAAUAACUCCACAUACUCCCUCUCCAACCUCGAACGAACCACAAUCACUCAUCCCUUUUCCGCCGUCGUAGCCGACGUCUUCUACAAAGACGUCUGCACACUCAACCGAGAACGACAAGAACGCGCUCUCUGCAUCGACGACCCUGAUGCUUUGCUGGUGGAAAUGUUCAUUUCCAUGAAAGAUGAGGAGGCGAAGGAGAAGGAAAUUCCGUGGCCCGAGAUGCUGACGAGGCAAUUACCAUCUCCAGGCGUGUUUACGCCGUGCACAUAUCGAUCCAAGCACCACACUGUGAGCCAAGUGGCAAGGGCGAGUGCAUGCUUGGCCGUGGGGCUGCAGGACUAUGCGCUGAAAGCUCGGGCACUUCAGUACAACGAGAACAGAAUGGUUCUCGAGGAGGCUUUUAGCGAGAGUGAACAGCGUUCUGUCAGCCCGUCCACGUAUAGCUUCGGCACCGGAGUGAUGACGCCCGGCGGCAGGGAGAGCCAGUAUGAAGAGGGAGACAGUCUGUGCGCGACUAAUCUUGAAGAGGAUGUGCAGCUUAAUCUCAUCGCGCAGUGGGAACUGAAACGCGACAUUGAGCGCCUUGUGGCACUCCAGCGUAAUGUCAAAGAAGCGAGGAGCAGGCUGACUGAGUAUCCGUUGCUGAGCAACUACUCGAUUCGCCAGAGUAAGAUCCAGCGUACGCCUCAUCUCGAGCGCUCUGCAACGCCAACCAUGGACUCCGAAUCGAACAUCCUUCUCAUGGAAACGAUGAUGCGCUCGGGUACCCACGUGGAACGCACCAAAUCUGUUGACUGGGCAGGGUCUGAUGUCCCAAACUCGAGCGUCACUAGCCUCAGGUCUUUGAACAGCCAGUCGUAUAUUCCAGACAUGGAGACGCCCCAUCCAUCCAACAGACAGCCACAUCCCUCCAACAGGAAACCACUUCGUCCCUAUGGCAGACAGUCGCUUCCUGUCACUAGGAGACAGUCACAAUCGGGACCGGGCACUAUCUCUCCGAGACCUUCUAGUGUAUACAACGCUGGAUCAACGGUGCGAAGUGAGACACCCACACAGUGUCCCCCAUCUGUGCGGCUGAGACUUGCUAGCAUAGAGGAGGAUCGGCUCCGCAUUGCCGCGGAGAACAUCGUACGCAGUCUGGGCUCAGUCAGUAUACGCACUCAGAGGAGUGUGUCGUCACCGAUUGCAGAGUCCCUCAGGCACGAGUCGGUUCGUACUGAAGAGCGUAGAGAGCAAGAGCGACGCAGUGUAGUUGUAUUUCCGAGAGGUCUGCGAUACGGGGAGCAGUGUGGGGAGCGGUACCCUAGCCGACAGAACAUAGAUUGA
Molecule: messenger RNA, 1929 nt
Organism: Pyrenophora tritici-repentis Pt-1C-BFP
Lineage: Eukaryota; Fungi; Ascomycota; Dothideomycetes; Pleosporales; Pleosporaceae
Source: RefSeq, a predicted model, not a curated record